CGAAAUGCUUUGGCGCGCCUCAUUCCCGAUUUUGAAAAGAUCGUUGGAUCCGAUUCACAAUCGAACGGUCCGUCCCCGGCCUCAGAACGGGAUUUACAGCUGUUUGAUUCCAUCGCGAUCACAGAUCCACGAUUAUACGAAUUGUCCGUUCGGAUGGCCUUGCCCACUCCAUAUAAUCUGUUAUUGGAGUGCCUCAAUCGGAGUUGUGUUCCCGAGUCUGACCUCAAAUCGAACAUGAUAUCACAGGGACGGAACAAACACUUCUUCACUUUGCAACUCAAUGAACGUUCGGUCAAAGUUCCUUGCAAAAAUAAACGAGAGGGUCGGCAUUUGGCCGCUCAACAUCUGCUUGCACGUCUUCACCCCGAGGUCACAAUGUGGAGUGACUUGUUGCGCAUGUACGGUCCGGGUAGCAAACCGGACAAGAAGACGGAAUUAGAAACAAUUCAGGGUGCGCAGGCCCAGGAGAAGUCGGCUGUCAAGACUAGUUUGAUUCGUUUGCUAAAAGCCAAAAUGCAUGAAUUGGCUGCACAAUGGGAAGAAAACGGGGGAAGCGCACAUCCGAAAGGAAAGUUUUUUGUCUCUCCUGAUAGCCUGCCUGUGGUCACCUUUCAUCCGGAUUCCAAGACUGAUUUAUACAACUCUAUCCCCGAAAAUUCUACAUCGCCCACUUUACCACCCUCUCCGAAUGCCGCUUCGGAUUAG
This is a messenger RNA of Echinostoma caproni, 705 nucleotides long. Lineage: Eukaryota; Metazoa; Platyhelminthes; Trematoda; Plagiorchiida; Echinostomatidae. The record is from the annotation of a GenBank genome assembly.